CUCUUGCACUAUCCAGACAAACCUCCACAUUGAAACCUGAAACUGCAGAGGCUGCACAGUUCCCCAAUCAGUCACAUGCACUCUGCGCUCCCUCUAACUUUACCUCUUGCAAACUGGUUUCAGUCACCAUUCCGCCAGAGGGGAUUUGACCAGAGAAACGUCUUCCACACUGAAUGGUAUGCUGGGAGUGCAACUUGAGACCCAAGUAAGCCCAGGGUCAAGUAACAUUUCAGAUCCUGAGAGGAAACCAUGCACCCAGAAGUCUUACAUCCCAUCAGCCUGUGUGUGGUGUUUUACAUCAGCAGAAGCUUGGCCACACAACCACCUCUUUAUAGUCCUCUGGAGGGAAGUACAGAUGAGGAAGAGCUUAGUUACAUAAAUUCAUCUGUUCAUCCCAGAGUCCACCCAAUUGAGUACCAAACCACACCACCAGAACCAUCCCAAGAACAAAGAAACUUACCAACAGAGUUCAAAAACGUCCUGGAGGAGAACAUGCUCCUCAUCCUUGUUUCAAACGCCCUCGUUUUUCUUGUUUUCCUCAUUACCUGUGGAGCAUUUUUCAUGAGCCGCAGGCUCAAAGUUAAUUCCUACCACCCCUGCUCCUUCCCCUCAAAAAUGUAUGUGGACCAUCAGGAUAAGACCGGAGGCACCAAGCCCUUUAACGAAGUGCAAGGCAAAGCUGUUCCUGAGCUGGAAAUGGAGCCAGUGGACUCUAACAAGCAGCUCCAGGCUGAGAUCUUGAGAGCUGCAAGCAGCUUACGUACGCCAAAUAAAUGUGCUCAGGCUGCAGAAAGAAGUGAAGCCAGUCAGAAAGCAGCAGACCACAGUCCUGAAGAUGGCUUUAAACUAGAGUAUAGCAUUCUGGACCAGCAGCUACCAACUCUGCCUGAGGAGGAGCUGUGUGAGGUUUGUGACAGUAGAGAAGCUGAUGCAGCAAGUUCUGAGCUGGAUCAUCCUGAGCCAAGUCAUCUGGGAGACGUGUAUUCAGAAGAGCCUCCGAAUGGAAGGAGUCUCCGGCCGUCCUCUCUGCACAUUCACAAUGAAACUGCCACACUUCAGCUGAUUGCAGGAGAGAAAACUGCCUUCUAAUCACUAUUACCUGCAGGUUUAAUGACACAAGAACUUACACAGAGAUGCUUUAGCAACAUUUCAUUGUGAUCAUAAUGUAUUGUUUUGCAAGGGAAACAUUUAAGAAAUAUAUUUUAGGAGAGCUUAAAGGUCUUUAACCAUAGUGCUAGGAACUUUUAUCAAAAAACUAAAACUAUGGCUGUAUUGCCUUCAUACAUGUGAUCUACAUUGCUUUGUAAAAGCAGUCUUGGCCUUGAACUUUUUCAUUUUGUCAAGUUUCAACCACAUUCGUCAAUCUACUUUCCUGAGAUUUAACUGAUAGAUCAACACAAGGUAGUGCAUUAAUUUUAGUCUUUCAAUAUUUUAACUAAUAAAAAUGAGAAAUGUC
This is a messenger RNA of Girardinichthys multiradiatus, 1456 nucleotides long. RefSeq names its product transmembrane protein 119b (gene tmem119b). Lineage: Eukaryota; Metazoa; Chordata; Actinopteri; Cyprinodontiformes; Goodeidae. The transcript is spliced from 3 exons. Gene Ontology annotation, biological process: positive regulation of osteoblast proliferation; positive regulation of osteoblast differentiation; ossification. The record is from RefSeq and is a predicted model, not a curated record. Gene Ontology annotation, cellular component: plasma membrane. Bases 250 to 1089 code for a protein of 279 amino acids.